AUGCGCAUCCCAGUCGAAACAUGCCUCCUCGCCCUCUGCCUUGCAGACACCUCUCUCGCCUCCCCAGCAUCUAAUCAACGAGGACAAGCAUCUUCAAACACCACCUCCCUCAGUACCCCCACUGCUGCCAAUCAUCCACGUGGGAGGAGUCCCUCGCCCCAUCCCUACGCCUCCAAUCCCAGGACAGCCUUCGAAGAAACCUCCGUCGCCGACGCAUUGAACGACACCGCCACAGAAGCCAAAGGGAGUUGGAAGCACAAAAAGCAGAAAAAGCACGGCAACGACACAAGCGAAGCUGUUGAUAAAGCGACCUCGGGAUCACAGCGGACGAUUAAUCCCAAACUUGCUGCUGCGCUGGGAAUCGCUGGGGGAGCGGCAGGGGCGGCCGCCUUGCUGUGA
Messenger RNA from Bacidia gigantensis, 399 nucleotides. RefSeq lists its product as uncharacterized. NCBI's taxonomy places the organism in Eukaryota, Fungi, Ascomycota, Lecanoromycetes, Lecanorales, Ramalinaceae. The record is from RefSeq and is a predicted model, not a curated record. The transcript has a single exon. The coding region runs from base 1 to 399 and encodes 132 amino acids.